This is a messenger RNA of Pedinophyceae sp. YPF-701, 2070 nucleotides long. The record is from the annotation of a GenBank genome assembly. Lineage: Eukaryota; Viridiplantae; Chlorophyta; Pedinophyceae.
AUGCGCGCGGUCGCUCCACGGGCCCGGAUCCGCCCCCUGGAGCCGGAAUGGACCGAGCACAAGGCCCCCGACGGCACGACGUACUACUACAACCGCGUCACGCGCGCGUCGUCGUGGACGAAGCCCGAGGCGCUCAUGACGCCCGAGGAGCGCGCGCUCAAAAUCGCCAAGAGCAGCUCCCCCUGGGUGGAACACAGGGGGCCCGAUGGACGCAGCUAUUAUUACAACAAGGUCACGAAACAGUCCGUGUGGGAGUGCCCCGCGGAGUACGCCGCGAUCAAGGACAUCGCGAGCCAGCUCGUGGCCUCCCAGGACUCGGGCAAGGCCCCCCCGAGACCCCCCCCGGUGCCGCAACAACAACAGACCGCGCCCCCCGCGCUGCCGGGGCCGCCCGCGGCGGCUCCGCCCGGCCCGGCCCCGCCCGCGCGUCCCGCGGCUCCGCCGGGGCCCGCCCCGCCCGGCCCGGCGCCUGCGCGGGACGCGGCGGCGGAGCGGGCGGCGCCGAUCGCGGCAGCGCUGCUGAAGCAGAAGGAGGAGAGCGAGGCGGCGGAGAAGGCGGAGAAGGCGGCGGGGGCGGACGCGGCGGCGGUGCGGUACGCGUCGCGCGAGGAGGCGCGCGCGGCGUUCAAGCAGAUGCUCACCGACACGGGCGUCGACACCAAGUGGUCGUGGGAGCGGGCGCUGAAGGUGAUGUGCACGGACAAGCGGUACGGCGCGCUGCGGUCGCUGUCGGACAAGAAGGCGACGUUCCACGAGUGGCGGCACCAGCGAGAGAAGGAGUUGAAGGAAGAAUAUCGAACGAGGAGUAAAGAGAUAAAGGAGGCGUUCAUUGCGAUGCUGGACGACGGCGCGGGCGACGAGGCCGCCGCGCCCGGGUCGUUCGCGGCCGCGGCGGUGCGGUACGCGGCCGACGAGCGCUGGCGCGCGGUGCCGACGGAGGCGGAGCGGAGGGAGAUGCACGCGCAGUGGGCGGCGGAGCGGGAGCGGCGCGCGGAGGCGCUGCGGUACGAGCGCGCGCAGGAGCGGCGGCGCGCGCUCGCGGACGCGAUCCGCGCGAUGCCGGGGCUCGCGCCGACGACGGCGCGGUGGGCGCGCGUGCGCAGGGAGGUGCUGGCGCUCCCGGAGGCCCAGGGGCUGACGCAGCUGGACGUGCUGGAGGAGUACGUCAAGGUGAUGACGGCGCGGGAGGCGGAGGAGGCCGAGGGGAGGAAGAAGGAGCGCCGGGACCGGGAGCGACGGGAGAGGAAGGCCCGGGACGUGUUCCGGGAGCUGCUGCGCGGGAUGGUGGAGGAGGGGGCGCUGACGCCACGAAUGCGGUGGAAGGAGUUCCUGCCGCUGGUGGACCUCAAACCGCAGUACACCGCGCUGUGCCUGAACAUCGAGGGCUCCCGCCCGAAGCAGCUCUUCCUCGACGAGCUCGCGCGCCUCGAGGCCGCCUUCGACCGCCGCUGCCGCACCAUCGCCGACGCCAUGUCCGCCGCCUCGCUCGCGCCCACGGCCGACACCACCUUCGAAGAGUUCCGCGCAGCCCUCCGCACGGCCGCCGACGCCGACGCCGCGCGCCGCGCGGCCGCAGGCACGUCCGACGCCGAGUCGCUCGGCCGGCCCCUCGCGGAGGUCGUCGCGGAGCUCGACGGCCCCACGUUGCGGCUGGCGUUCGAGUGCGGGGUCGCGGAGGCGCGGCGGCGCGAGGAGCGCGCGGAGCGGCGGCGGCGGCGCGCGCGGGACGAGUUCAUGUCGCUGCUGCGUCGUCGCGGCGACGUGGGGCCGGAGUCGCAGUGGGCGGAGGUGUGGGCGCGGGUGAAGGGGCACGCGGCGGCGGAGGCGGUGGAGGAGGAGGCGGAGCGGGAGGAGCUGUUCGAGCGGGUGCGGAGGCGGGCGAGGGAGCGGGCGGAGGAGCGGGAGCGGGAGCGGGGGCGCGGGCGGCGCGGGCGGCGGAGCCGGAGUCGGAGCCCGGCGGGGGGGGGUGACUCGAGGAAGCGGGGGCGUAGCGGGGGGAGUCCGGCGGCGCAGGGCGCGGAGAAGAGGGGGCGGGCGGAGGAGAGCGAGAAGGAGGACGGGGAGCUGUGA